Messenger RNA from Rhipicephalus sanguineus (brown dog tick), 1107 nucleotides. RefSeq names its product kelch-like protein 10. The record is from RefSeq and is a predicted model, not a curated record. Gene Ontology annotation, molecular function: protein binding. The transcript has 7 exons. Bases 1 to 1107 code for a protein of 368 amino acids. Lineage: Eukaryota; Metazoa; Arthropoda; Arachnida; Ixodida; Ixodidae.
AUGAGUGACUUCGAGGUGCUGGUCUGCUUGAAAGACGGAGGCCCCGGCAGGGAGUUCGCCAUAAGCGCGGACGUUCUACGGGCCUCGAGUUCGUAUCUACGCGACCUGCUGUACGAGAUUCCCGGACCCGCGAACAUGCGUCUGCAGAUAGACGGCAUCUCGGAGCAGGCGUUCGAUGGCCUCAAGGCGUACCUGCGAAACAGCGGUCCCGUGGUGACGUGUGAGAACGUGACGGACCUGUACAGCUGCGCGUACAAGCUCCGGCUACGACCGCUGACCACCCGGUGCCUCCAGUACCUGGCACAGGCGGGACCCAUCGGCAGGCAACUGGUGGUGCUGCAACAUGCGUCUCGCUUCAAACUGCCAGCCGAGCAGCACGCCGCCUUCCAGUUCGUCGCCGAGAAUUUCGACGACGCCGUCAGGACCCGACAGUUCGUGGAGUUGGAAUGGAACACCGUGAAGAGCCUGUUGUGCGCCGAUGUUCUGGGCACUUCCUCGGAGACCAAAGUGCUGCUGGCCGCGCUCGCUUGGUUGGAGCACGACUAUCAGAACCGUAAGCAGUUUGAGGAUACGGUGAUGGCGUGCGUGCGUUUCGGCCUGCUCCCAGAGCCGGUGCUGCUCUCGUGCUUCGAGGCUCCUCCUGUGGGCAAGAUGGCGCUGUCCGGUCGCCCGGUUCGCAUGCAACUCAUGGAGGCCGCAUUCUCGCACUAUGUGCGCAUGCGUGGUAGACCGGACCUGGCAUUGGAGGUGCGCAAGCGGACCUUCACGGUAGCGGCUCCCGCCGGCCUGUCCGAAAGAGAGAGCUCCACCGCGACGACGUCACCCGCGUCGGGCGUCUCCCCCAGCGUCGCAUCGCCAACAGCCGUCGGCGGCCCACCGCAGCAGGCGGGGACGUCCGAAGCGUUCCUACCGCCAGCGAGCGGCAGCUGGCCGAACGACGCUCGCUACCGCGACCACGAGGACCAAGUGGCCAGAGUGCAGGCACUGGUCAGGGGAUUCCUGGCCAGGCGCUGGAUGAAUCCGGCAGUGGUCACCUUCAUCGUCGUCUUCAUCGCACCACCCACGCAGCACCGGGAAUUCAUCUGGAAGAUGCAGGCUGGAUUGUGA